Molecule: messenger RNA, 1299 nt
Organism: Frieseomelitta varia
Lineage: Eukaryota; Metazoa; Arthropoda; Insecta; Hymenoptera; Apidae
Product: protein Wnt-1-like
Exons: 7
Coding region: 162-1274 (370 amino acids)
Biological process (GO): multicellular organism development; canonical Wnt signaling pathway; cell fate commitment
Cellular component (GO): extracellular region
Molecular function (GO): frizzled binding; cytokine activity
Source: RefSeq, a predicted model, not a curated record
UUGUUUGAAAUUGUAGAUUAGUGACGACUCGCGCAUGCGCAUUCUUUCAUUUGUCUGGACAUGCGCAUUAGAACGCACGAUCUGUUUUCAGUGUAACCACUCCUUGUUAAGUGCUGUAGAUUUUUAUUUCUUCUGAUGGGUUUUAAAGAGUAUUCUGAUUAAUGUUGAUAACUAUUUUCAUCAAAGGAUUCAGACGUACGUACUUGGGCAUCGAGCCACGGCUGAAUAGCGGAUCGAGUCCUGGAAGCGGUGGCGAUGGCCAGGCGCAGAUCGUGGGCGCGGGUGUGAUCGGGCCGGCAAGUGCCGAAAAGAACUGCAAGAGCGUGCACCUGACCGCGAAGCAGCAGGCGAUAUGCUCCCGCUCGCCGCCAGUCUUGCAGGCAGUCAGCGCGGGCGCGAGAUUGGCUAUCGAAGAGUGUCAACAUCAGUUUCGCUCGGCCAGAUGGAACUGCUCCAUCAGCUCGGAAAAUCCAGACAACAUUUUCGGCGGCGUGAUGUUAGUCAAUAGUCGCGAAGCAGCGUUCGUUUACGCAAUAUCGGCAGCAGGGGUUGCUUACAGCGUCACCAGAGCCUGUUCCAGGGGCGAGCUCACCGAUUGCUCUUGCGACAACCGAGUCAGAACACGCCACCCGAAUAAUUGGCAAUGGGGCGGCUGCAGCGAGGACAUCCAUUUCGGAGAAAAGUUCUCGCGGGAGUGGUCCGACAGUGGCGAGGAGCCCGUGAAGGAGGGUGUGCUUCACGGACCAAAAGGGCUGGCUGGCCAGCUGAUGAGGAAGCACGAUAGCGAAGCUGGCAGGCGCGCGGUCCGCUCAAGAAUGCAACGUGUGUGCAAGUGUCAUGGUAUGUCCGGAUCGUGCAGCGUACGCGUAUGUUGGAGAAGACUUCCAGCAUUCAGGGUAGCUGGAGCAGCUUUAGCUGCGUUACACGAAGGCGCAGCGUUAGUACGAUUGGCACAACGUGGAGGAAGAAGACCAGCGAGAUUAAGGCCUGCUCGUCCGGAUCUCAAACGACCUAAUAAAACGGACCUAGUGUACCUUGAAGAUAGUCCUGACUACUGUGAGAAAAAUAUCACGCUCGGUAUCCCCGGGACAAGAGGAAGAAUAUGCAAUCGGACGUCCCUCGGUUUGGACGGAUGUCGGUUACUAUGCUGCGGCCGAGGCUACCAGACGAGAGUCCGGGACGUGACCGAGAAAUGCAACUGUCGAUUCGUCUGGUGUUGUCAUGUGAAAUGUGAGCUGUGUCGACACACACGGGAAGAGCACGUGUGCAAUUAGGCGGCGAACGAAAGAAAGAAGAGAU